AUAUAUAAAUUUUGAUCUAGGGUUUCCGACUUCCUCAGUUUGUUUAGGAGGCAGAGUUAGUCAUGGGUAGAGGUCGUUGCCGCAUGGUAAUGUGUUGUGAACCCAAUGAGUUUACAGAACCCCGUCCAUACCGACCUCCCGCACUCAAACGUAUCCUCUUCCAACAAAAGAGAUUGGCCGGACUACGUGAAGGAUCUCAAGUCUCGUUGGAGAUCCAAUCAGAUAAGAGUCUGAAGGGAACUGAUCAGGAUCAGACCACUCUUGUCUCUGGAAUUGAUAUUCAGGAAAAGUCGUCGUCUGAUGUUGUUGCUAGCACCUCGAAGCCUCAGACGCCAUCAUCGAGUUUGGUCGGGAUGAAGAAAACACUAGGUUCUCAAGUCUCGUUGCUACGUUGUUCUGCCUGUAUGCAAAUAAUCCAGUCCGAUAAGAGUCUAAAGGGAUCUUCUGAUCAGGAUCAGACCACUCUUGUCUCCCAAAUUGAUAUUCAGGAUCAGACCACUCUUGUCUCCCAAAUUGAUAUUCAGGAAAAGUUGUCGUCUGAUAUCGUUAGUAACACCUCCAAGACUCAUCAAGGUAAGCAUCUCCGAUCAAGUUCAAAAAUACACAAGCCCAAAGCUCUUCUGAAGAAGAAGAAGAAGAAGAAAAAGAAGAAGAGCUCACGCAAAGCUGUAUCCACCACCUAAGUUACCAUCACUAUCUAUUUCCUCUCUUUUUUUUUUUUGUACCACGACUUAAGUUAUGUUGUGAAAUCCUUGUCAUGAUAAUGUGCCCGUUGUCUUUUAUCCUUGCAAAAUAAUUGCUAGUCAUUAAUUUGAUCA
Messenger RNA from Brassica napus (rape), 818 nucleotides. RefSeq lists its product as uncharacterized. Lineage: Eukaryota; Viridiplantae; Streptophyta; Magnoliopsida; Brassicales; Brassicaceae. The transcript is spliced from 6 exons. Bases 63 to 683 code for a protein of 206 amino acids. The record is from RefSeq and is a predicted model, not a curated record.